AUGAAACGGUUUUUCCAAGUAAUAGAGAAAGAUUCAGAGAAAGGUUUGAAGAAAGCGAAAGAGAAUGAAAAAGAAGAAGAGAACGAAAACGAAACGAACAAGGAAGGACCACUGAAGUUCGUGAGUUGGAACGCCAACAGUUUAUUCCUUCGCGUGAAGAACAACUGGUCCGAAUUCUCCAACUUCAUCACCACCUUCGAUCCCGAUGUCAUCGCCAUUCAAGAAGUUCGAAUGCCCGCCGCUGCUUCCGGUUCCCAAUCCAAGUCCGCUCCUAAAAAUCAAGGUGAAAUUAAAGAUGAUACUAACUCCGCCAGGGAAGAAAAAAGGAUAUUGAUGCGUGCACUUUCAAAUCCACCGUUUGGAAACUAUCGUGUUUGGUGGUCUCUUGCAGAUUCAAAAUAUGCAGGGACAGCACUAUUUGUGAAAAAAUGUUUCAAGCCAAAAACUGUUGUUUUCAAUCUUGAUAAAAUAGCUUCAAAACAUGAACCAGAUGGCCGGGUAAUCUUAGUUGAAUUUGAAACAUUCCGUUUGUUGAAUACAUAUGUACCAAAUAAUGGGUGGAAAGAGGAGCCAAACUCAUUUCAAAGGAGAAGAAAAUGGGACAGCAGAAUCCUGGAAUUUGUUCACCAAAAUUCGGACAAGCCUUUGAUAUGGUGUGGGGAUCUGAAUGUCAGCCAUGAAGAGAUCGAUGUGAGUCAUCCUGAGUUUUUCAUUACAGCAAAACAAAAUGGUUAUGUUCCUCCAAACAAAGAGGAUUGUGGGCAGCCUGGAUUUACCUUGGCUGAAAGAGCACGAUUUGGUACCAUCUUAAGAGAGGGAAAGCUGGUAGAUGCCUACAGAUUUCUGCACAAGAAUAAGGACAUGGAGCAAGGCUUCUCAUGGUCUGGAAACCCGAUUGGGAGGUACCGUGGAAAACGAAUGAGAAUAGACUAUUUUUUAGUUUCUGAUAAACUUGAAGAAAAGAUUGUUGCGUGUGACAUGCACGGACAAGGGAUAGAGUUAAAAGGUUUCUAUGGAAGUGAUCAUUGCCCAGUUACCUUGGAGCUCUCUCCUAGUUCCAACUCUCAAAAUGAGGAUUCAAUAUAA
Vicia faba (fava bean) is the source of this 1086-nucleotide messenger RNA. NCBI's taxonomy places the organism in Eukaryota, Viridiplantae, Streptophyta, Magnoliopsida, Fabales, Fabaceae. The record is from the annotation of a GenBank genome assembly.